AUGUGGGAGAGCCUACGUCAUAAUUUGUUGCUGAGGGGGCCUGCGUUCGCGCGGCCCCUGCCCAAUUCUCAGUUCAAACACUUUUUGGGUCUGGUUUCUAGGUUCAACGCAUUUGGGCCUUGCUUCUAG
Messenger RNA from Linum tenue, 129 nucleotides. Lineage: Eukaryota; Viridiplantae; Streptophyta; Magnoliopsida; Malpighiales; Linaceae. The record is from the annotation of a GenBank genome assembly.